Molecule: messenger RNA, 1209 nt
Organism: Hyaena hyaena (striped hyena)
Lineage: Eukaryota; Metazoa; Chordata; Mammalia; Carnivora; Hyaenidae
Gene: LHX5
Product: LIM homeobox 5
Exons: 5
Coding region: 1-1209 (402 amino acids)
Biological process (GO): regulation of transcription by RNA polymerase II; neuron differentiation
Cellular component (GO): nucleus
Molecular function (GO): RNA polymerase II transcription regulatory region sequence-specific DNA binding; DNA-binding transcription factor activity, RNA polymerase II-specific
Source: RefSeq, a predicted model, not a curated record
AUGAUGGUGCACUGUGCUGGUUGCGAGCGGCCCAUCCUCGACCGCUUUCUGCUGAACGUGCUGGACCGCGCGUGGCACAUCAAAUGCGUUCAGUGCUGCGAGUGCAAGACCAACCUCUCGGAGAAGUGCUUCUCGCGCGAGGGCAAGCUCUACUGCAAAAAUGACUUCUUCAGGCGAUUUGGCACCAAGUGCGCAGGCUGCGCACAAGGCAUCUCUCCCAGCGACCUGGUGCGCAAGGCCCGCAGCAAAGUCUUCCACCUCAACUGCUUCACCUGCAUGGUGUGCAACAAGCAGCUGUCCACGGGCGAGGAGCUCUACGUCAUCGAUGAGAACAAGUUCGUGUGCAAGGAUGACUACCUGAGCUCCUCCAGCCUCAAGGAAGGCAGCCUCAACUCAGUGUCCUCCUGUACGGACCGCAGUUUGUCCCCGGACCUCCAGGACCCUCUCCAGGACGACCCCAAGGAGACGGACAAUUCGACGUCGUCGGACAAGGAGACGGCCAACAACGAGAACGAGGAGCAGAACUCGGGCACGAAGCGGCGCGGCCCGCGCACCACCAUCAAAGCCAAGCAGCUGGAGACGCUCAAGGCGGCCUUUGCCGCCACGCCCAAGCCCACGCGCCACAUCCGCGAACAGUUGGCGCAGGAGACCGGCCUCAACAUGCGCGUCAUCCAGGUGUGGUUCCAGAACCGAAGGUCCAAAGAGCGCAGGAUGAAACAACUGAGCGCGCUGGGCGCCCGGAGACACGCCUUCUUCCGGAGUCCGCGGCGCAUGCGUCCGCUGGGCGGCCGCUUGGACGAGUCCGAGAUGUUGGGGUCCACUCCGUACACCUACUACGGAGACUACCAAGGCGACUACUACGCGCCCGGAGGCAACUACGACUUCUUCGCGCACGGCCCGCCGUCGCAGGCGCAGUCCCCCGCCGACUCGAGCUUCCUGGCGGCGUCGGGGCCCGGCUCGACGCCGCUGGGCGCGCUGGAGCCGCCGCUCGCCGGCCCGCACGCCGCCGACAACCCCCGGUUCACCGACAUGAUCUCGCACCCGGACACGCCGAGCCCCGAGCCGGGCCUGCCCGGCGCGCUGCACCCCCUGCCCGGCGAGGUGUUCAGCGGCGGGCCCAGCCCGCCCUUCCCCAUGAGCGGCGCCAGCGGCUACAGCGGACCCCUGUCGCAUCCCAACCCCGAGCUCAACGAGGCCGCCGUGUGGUAA